AUGUUCUUAGCUGGAGUUCGGAACCUUGUCUGCGCCCCCUGGACCUGGGGACCCUCCUUCCUUCGGACAGUUGUGCCAAGUUACUCCGCUCUUCCACUUAUGGCAAACAUGGCUACCCUAAAUCAGAUGCAUCGAGUUGGCCGACCCAAGAGUCCUCCCCGCAAAAUAAAUGUUUUAGGUGGCUGUCCUCAGCUGAAGGGUGUUAUAGUGAAAAUCAUGAUCCGCAAGCCCAAGAAACCCAACUCUGCAAACCGCAAGUGUGCCCGUGUGCGGCUCACCAAUGGCAAAGAAGUGGUGGUUUUUAUUCCCCGUGAAGGACAUAAUCUGCAGGAACACAGCAUUGUCCUGGUGGAGGGUGGCCGUACACAGGACCUUCCCGGGGUGAAACUCAAAGUGGUGCGGGGAAAAUAUGACUGUGCACAUGUUAAGAAAAAGUAG
This is a messenger RNA of Staurois parvus, 438 nucleotides long. The record is from the annotation of a GenBank genome assembly. Lineage: Eukaryota; Metazoa; Chordata; Amphibia; Anura; Ranidae.